AGGGAUUUUGCGGCAUCGGAGAUGGAUGGGGCCCUUGACCGUCGUCCUGUCUGGAAUUCCUUCCUUCGCGCCGCGGGGCACCGAUGGCGUCCGUGGCGAGAGCCCUUGCCGCGGGCCUGCCCCGUGCGCAGGCUCGGCACUCCUCCACGGCCAAGGUGUGGAUCGACAAGAACACCAAGGUCAUCUGCCAGGGCAUGACGGGCCGACAGGGCACCUUCCACUCCACGCAGGCGAUGGAGUACGGCACCAAGAUGGUCGGCGGCGUCAACUCGAAGAAGGCCGGCUCGACGCACUUGGGCGUUCCGAUCUUCGGCAGCGCGACGGAGGCCAGGAAGGACACCCAGUGCGAUGCCACGGUGAUCUACGUGCCGCCCCCGGCAGCGGCGGCAGCCGUCAUGGAGGCGCUGGAGGCCGAGAUCCCCCUCAUCGUGUGCAUCACCGAGGGGAUCCCCCAGCAGGACAUGGUGAAGGUGAAGCACGCGCUGACGCGCCAGAGCAAGUGCCGGCUCAUCGGCCCGAACUGCCCCGGCAUCAUCAAGCCUGGGGAGCGUGCAAGAUGGGCAUUAUGCCCGGCUACAUCCACACGCCUGGCAAGAUCGGCGUGGUGAGUAGGU
This is a messenger RNA of Prorocentrum cordatum, 614 nucleotides long. The record is from the annotation of a GenBank genome assembly. Lineage: Eukaryota; Dinophyceae; Prorocentrales; Prorocentraceae.